Molecule: messenger RNA, 2607 nt
Organism: Musca domestica (house fly)
Lineage: Eukaryota; Metazoa; Arthropoda; Insecta; Diptera; Muscidae
Gene: MAN1
Product: inner nuclear membrane protein Man1
Exons: 2
Coding region: 216-2321 (701 amino acids)
Biological process (GO): nuclear envelope organization; negative regulation of BMP signaling pathway
Cellular component (GO): nuclear inner membrane
Molecular function (GO): chromatin DNA binding
Source: RefSeq, a predicted model, not a curated record
AAAUCAUUGCUUUUGCUUUGAAUUUUAUCUUUAUCACAGAUUUCCGCUUUGUUCUCUUAUUUCUUGUUGGCUGUGCGUCGGUUUCAAUUUGGAUAAGCAGACAAAAUUUGUAAAAACAAGCUAUUUAUCCGGGAAGCAAGUGGUGUACAUCCCAACAGUGUUUCAAAGUGUCUCAUACAUUUGACAAUCUGUUUUGCAGGCUAGUCACAUCUCCAAUGAAUGAAGCGUACUUUGACAACCUCAGUGACGUUGAAUUACGUCAGGAACUGAAAAAGUAUGGUAUUCCCGUGGUGCCGAUUGUUGAGACCACCAGGAAUCUAUUGAUAAAAAAACUCAAAUACCAUGCCCUAAAUAAUGCCAACUCUUCAGCCAGCAAAUCGAAUAGACGUAGCCUGCAAGCAAUGCCUUCAACCACAACAACAUCAACAAGACGAAAUGUUUCCCCUGGAAGGAGACGAACACACCAUUCCUUUGCCCGUCCUGGUACGAACCAUCUGGACCCCGCCACAAAUAUGUCGUACUCCAAUGGUACUUCGUCGUCAGAGCACAUGGAAGAAAAACAUAACUAUUUGUCGAAUGAAGGCAUGCCAUACUUAUACAGAGACUAUGGAAGAUCAAUUGAAGAAAGGAAGAAGCCAGUGCAAACUAAAUCAUCUCCAAAAAUAUAUGUACCACCACCAAUACUGUCAAAUGACGUCCAGCGUUCCACUAAACGAUUUGAAACGCCAAAUGUUCGAGAUAUAAAACGGACUCCACCCUAUACGGGAAACAACGAAUCUUCCGGGGUAGUCAGUCGAUUGUUAAAGCUGCGGGAUAUAUCCAUAAGAGGAACACACAAUACAAGUCCUUCUUACGUUGCAAAAAAUCAUUUUACAUACUCAACUGAUUCGGACUCUGAUAGCGGCAGCCCAACACGGUUUUCAAUGACAAAAAGGAAACAAAAUAAAUCUAUUCGAGAAGUGAUUUGGAGCAAACUAUAUAUCAAGGGGAAAUUAAAGCAAUCAUCGGUGCCAUAUGUCUUAAUGUGUUGUUUGGGACUCUUCUUCGCCGUUUUAUCGAUUUUGUAUAUGACCAAGCCACCAGACAUGCCUAGUACCAUGCUGGAGAGAAGUACUUCGUUUGUGUUGUGCGACGAACAAGGAGGCAUAGUCUCCAUGCCAAGGCCAUCUAUUGAUUGCAUCAGUCACGAAUUAAUUGCACCCUCUCUGACAUUGUGCAAGGAACUUAUUCAGCUGCUUCAACAAAAUACAGAGGUUCAUUAUUGUCAAAAUCGUGAUCAGAGCCCAGAGGUUACAGUUUCAGAAUUUCUUAAAUACCUAUACAGGAAAAGAUCUUCGGAUGGCCAUAAACUUUUGAAAAGUCUGAAGUCUGCACUCUACCUAAUCGAGCAAAAUCCCCAGUGGAAGAUACAAAUAUUCAAUUCUUCCGAAGACCCCGACACGAUGGAUAUAUAUAGGGAUGUACGAUUCACUCUAUUAAAACCUUAUCUGCCACUGAAAUGUAUUCUAAUGAAUAAACUGCAGCGUUUCCUCUUCAUAAUUGGUACAACAUUUCUAAUUGCUUUAAUAUGUGUCGCUACGUUUGUUAUCUGGCGUCUAGUACGACAAAGAAGUGAGAGAAAAAUGCGGGCAAUAGAAAAUUUCUGCAAAGAAAUUGUAAAGGAACUAAUGCAGAGACGUGCUCUGAAAAACGACUCAGGGGAGGUUAUUAUUCAUCACCUGCGCGAUAAACUGAUUCCCCUAAAUAAGAAGAAAUCAUUAUUGGGCGCCUGGAAUGAGGCUAUACACAAACUGGAAUGCAACGAUAGUCGCAUACAGUUCGGUACAAUUUUACACAAUGGCGAAGAAUUUCGUACAAUGAAGUGGUGUGAAUCUGCUUGUCCAUCGCCCUCCUCCAGUUUUUUGUCUUCAACCACAACGUAUGACAAACAAGACACUGGCAAGCCACAAAAGAAGCAAUGGCAAAGCCCAGCCUUUGAUAAUGUCAACAAAAUACUGGAUCCUCCAACAAACUGCCUCAAAGUUCGUCACAUGUUCGACGAAACAAGCCAGCCCGAUCUGCAGUCUGUUAUUGAAUCGAUCCUUGAGAAAGUGGGACCUCAGUGUCAGAUCUACGAUAUUCAGUUGGAUCGUCAAAACUGCUGUGUCUACAUUCGCUGUGCCAGUGAGAAAGAUGCUGGCAUUGUACACAACGAAAUCAAUGGAUGGUGGUUCGAUAAUCGACUGGUCUCAAUCAAAUUUUUGCGAUUGCCGCGUUUCCUUGCACGCUUUCCCAAUUCGACGAGUACAACACCGCUUACAAUUCGAAAUAUCACAACAUAAGCAAUUUCGGUGAGGCAAAUAUCGAAGAUCGCACAUCUGCGUUGCAGAACUGAAUCAAGAGUAAAUGUCAGCAUUUCUUUAUACGGAACAUACACAUACUUAUGCUUAUGUCAAUGUAGUAAAUAGGAUUCAUUUUACAAAGAACGAUGUUUGUAAGGUGAUGUUCGUAUGAUUUAAGCUUUUACGAUUAGAGAAAGAAAAGAAAACAAAAAUUAAUGUAUUUAAAAUAGGUCUGUUAUUUUAUAUGUAAUCGGAUUUUUUAAAAUAAAAAAUGCUUAAAUUAUAA